GCCACACCGGGCCACAGCCUACAGAGCUUGACAAACCUAGCUCAUCUAGGUGGUUUCGUAUGCCUUCCAUUGCCUCCCAUCACUCGUGGCAAACGAAGCCAAGUGUCAAUGAAAUAUACCCACAAACUCUCUCGGGCCGGUCACCCUUUAAGCAUCUGUUCAUUGGAUAUCGUUCAAGUUCCUGCCCCUCGACCUUCAACGUCUGAUCUGUUAGAUCCUGAAAGACCUCAUCGAGCUGCCCCGGGCAGGCACAGGACUCUGACCGCGCAACUAUCACGUUCAUCCUGGUAUUUUUGGUACGCGUACAUAUUAUUUUUGGUCAUUACUUCGUGCCCUAUCAAGUGUUUUUGCUGCGCGUGUCUUACUGAGCUGAGCAUACAAGUUGACAGGUUUCCUUGGUCUCGGUGGCCGUCGCUUAUAUGGCUUUGCCCGUUUGGCUUACCCAGUUUCAUGGGCAGCGUUUGCUAUGCCCCCCUACACUGAGCGGCCACUCGAUUUACUCGCGAUCGUGACCGCGUUUUCUAAGAUAAAUAAUAUUCUUGAUGAGUUGCUUCCCAUUAUGUAUGAAAGCCACUCAAGCCACCCGCCACAGCCUUGUGGAAGAAGCUUGUGGAUUGGCGUAGGCAAUUCAUUUUUGCCACCGUUAUCUGUCCCAAGAUAAUCUCCGCCAACAAAUGGCUAGCAGUGGAUUGGAUGGCAUGGCGCAUGCUCCUUAAGACCUCGGUCUCCAGGCGCGGAAGACGUCAGGACCUGUCAGAACUGACUAUAGAACACUUAGAAGCACUAUAGAGUUAUGAUUGCUGGACAACAAACUUGAAGUAACUGACAUACGCGGAAAAAAAAUUGACAUGACUAUAUACAC
Suillus clintonianus is the source of this 862-nucleotide messenger RNA. RefSeq lists its product as uncharacterized. The record is from RefSeq and is a predicted model, not a curated record. The transcript has 2 exons. NCBI's taxonomy places the organism in Eukaryota, Fungi, Basidiomycota, Agaricomycetes, Boletales, Suillaceae. The coding region runs from base 109 to 483 and encodes 124 amino acids.